UUUUUCUUUCAUUAUUCGGCAGUGCUAGUUGUUUAAAUUCUAAUCAAUAUACUGUAUAUAUAAAUUAUUAUUACUUCCAAGGAAUAUAAAAGAAUUUAAUAACAUGGCUGUAUUAUACCUUAAAUACAUCGAAGGACGUAUUCCAGUCGUUGUUCAUGGUGUAUUAUGUCUUGUAGCUUAUUUGUUUUGGUCCGUCUUUGCUGUCGUAGCUGUUCCCAUAAUGGCUAUAUUUCGGUUCCUAAAGUUUUUUGAAUAUGUGUUGAUAUCAUAUCAAAAGAUUGGAACUGUCUUUUCCACAUUGGAUAUACCUUUUCUGCACGAAACAGAAAGCAAUCGAAAUUUCAUAAUUGGAAUGAUUGAAGUACAAGGCGAACCAAAUAUUGAAAAGUUGCGAAAACUCGUGCUAUCUCGAUUAUUUGACAAAAAAAGAAAUCUCGAUGUAACUUAUCAAAGAUUAUCACAAAUAGUAUCAAGACGUUAUCUGACGUAUGUCUGGACAGAUGAAGCAAACUUUAACAUAAAGCAGCAUAUUCCUGUAUACAAAGGCGUAAUGCCAGCAAAUAAAAAAGACGCAGAAAUUAUAUUCUCAAAAUUUGCUGCAGAACCCCUGCCAAAGAAGAUCUCCCCUUGGUUGUUUCGCAUAAUACCAAAAGAAGGCAAGGAAAGUUUUUUCAUAUUUUGCAAAUUCCAUCAUUGUAUAGGCGAUGGAUUUGCUAUGGUUGGUUUACUAUCCCAGCUGGUUGAUGACAAGCCCAAAUUUAUCAACGCUAUUAACCAAAAAAGCAGAUUUCUGGAAAAUCAAAUGAAGCGUAUUAUUUCUGGAGUUUUCACUGGUCCGCUAGCAUUGCUUGCUUUGGUGCUCUCAAUAAAUUUGGAAAACCCUUUCCAAGCAUUCACCACUCCAGACAAAAAGACAGUGAGUUGGUCUUCACCAAUUAGUUUAGAUCUUGUGAAGAAAAUUAAAACAAAAACAGGGUGCACUGUGAAUGAUGUUCUGAUGUCAUGCUUGGCAGGUGCAAUAAGGACAUAUCUAACAAACCUUAAAUCCGAUAAGUUGACAGACUUACCAAUUGCAAUGACUUUUAAUUCUCGCUCAGUUUCUGAUAAGCUGAAAAAGCACAUUCCACUUGGCAACCAUUCUGGUGGAUUGUUCCUUAACUUGCCCAUAGCAACAGAAGACCCAAUUACACGACUUCAUCUCACACGUGAACGCAUAAAUAAAUUAAAAAGUUCAUCACAUCCCCAUCUAUUUUCGUUUAUUUACUUUAAUAUUGUUGGCGGUCUACCUGAAUUUUUUGGAAGGUAUUCAACAUUUGCCGUGAAAAGACAUGCCUCUCUAAUUUGCUCCAACGUACCUGGUCCAACUGAUAGGCUUUACAUUCUUGGACAGCCAGUCCGAUGUAUUGUUUUUACACCACCUUUGCAUGCUGACUUAGGGUUGGCGGUUUCAUUAUUCAGUUAUAACAACUGGAUAGAACUCACUGUAAUGAGUGAUGAAAACAUUAUUGCUGACCCAACAAAAUUAACAAAUGCUUUUGAGCGUGACGUCCAACUGUUAGCUGAAAGAAUAUUAAUUGCUGAUUAAAACUUCUAGCUUGCAACAUUAAUGUUACGAAAUUUCGAAGUCUUUAUCUUUCAUUUUCCUCUUUGGGAUUUAAUUAUGCACUUUUUUAUCAAUUAUGAUAAUACGGAAAUUGAGAUUGUGUGUCUGUAACAGGCAAAGUGGCUUAUAUUUUCGACAAUUUUCUAUAAAAACGUCUAUAAAACACCAACGGAAAGCUAGAUUUUGUAUAUUUAAAUUUAAAAAAAAAAGCGAUUUGAUCAGCUGUGAAUUUUAUUGUAUGCUUAAAUAUACUGUGACAGGGAAUGUAAUUGUUUUGUUAUAAAUUGUACGGACAAAGUCACGCGCAGUUAACAUUGUUAUUGCUGAUGUGUACUUUGUACGUAACGUUUUAUUUGUAGCAUUUUAAUGAAAUUUUAACAAACUGUUCUGUGAUAAAAAGAAUAAUAAAUUUGAAAAAGUUUUUUAAGUGAAUUCUUCCACGGGUUUAAACAACUUGUUCAAUACAUUAAUACGGAACUUUGUCUGUCUUUAACAAGUAAUUGUGUUUAUUUUUCUAUGAAGUCGCCACAUAAGUUAUGUCUAAUUUUUUAACUUUAUUGACGUUUCUUCUAGACGUAAAUGCAUUUUAGACUAAUGUCAAUAGCAAUUUUUUAAAAUUAAGUUUUAAGUUUCAGGCCUGAUAUCCUGGAAGCGGGUGAUAAUAACUGAAGUCACGGCCGUGUGGUUAAGUAAAGGCCACCUGGAACCAAUUUGGCGAGUUCUAUAAAGCCGGGGCAUUAUCGGAUUUUAUACAGCGCAGCCUGAGCGCGAGAAAAGCGCUUGUAGGGAAAAAUUUUAGCUUGUUUUUUGUUUGACUCGAUAGCCCAGUCCAGUCUCUUAGUGACUUUCUUACAAGGAACUUUUUGUGUCCUACGAAAAAAAGGCAAAAAUAUGUAACCUUAUCUGGUGUUUCUUUCCUAAUUAUUUGUUUUACAUACUAACGCUUGACGUCUAAAUAACUUCCUGAAAUGGUGCUGCUAGUCUGCUCUGUGGUAUAUUAACUUUAUUAAAACUUAAGCACUAGUUGGUAAAUAGAUGACACACUGGUAGAUAUUAGUACACAUGAUUUUCUUAUGACCAAACUAUAACUAGCGAGCUAGGUGGAAACCAACAUGCAUGUAUGACCUUGGUUGCCUAGGAAACAAGGAUUACCAAACAAUAAUGAAUUUACGGCUUCGAGGCUUCGUACCAAUGUAAUGUUUUCUUUUAAAGGUAAAAAAAAUCUGUAAAUUGAGUAAACAAAGUAAUAAAGUUGUUACAAAAAUUAGGAGUCAUGUGUUUAUAAAUAUUUUGCGGAAAUGUUUUUUGAAUAAGGAUAAGAAAAAUAUUUUCUUACAUUCACGUGAUUUUGCUAUGAUUUGUUCCCAACCAUAUUCCAUCCCUGUCAAAAAAGUUCGACCUACCUAUCCCCUUUGUAUGCUGUGUUUAUAUAAAGGUUUUUCUAAAAAAUUAUUGUUUAUGUUUGUCUGCAGAAUGUAUGUUUAGUGCUAUCACUCUGUUUGUAUUUCUCUUUGCUCACUUGUACAGUCAUGUAUGUCUAAUUUGUCUCAGCAUGAAUAUCCUACAAUUAUGUUGCAUCUUAGUUACGUGUGUAUUGUUUAAUGUUUAAUUGUUACUGCUAAUUUCAUUAGGGAUUUCAGCAUAAAAUAUUUUCUUUUAGGUAUUAUCUAUGGUAAUUACUUUAUAUAAUGCAUGUUGUUCACAUUUUUUUACUCAUUCUGUCAAGCACAAAUGUAAGGCAGUGAAAAGAUUUUAAGUCUUAAGAACCUUUGAAUCAGAGUAUCAGAAUCAAGUCAAAUUUUCAAUAUAAAGUUAAAUUUUGCACUUUGACAAGUUUAUCCUGUUUUAUACUUGGGCAACCUCUGUUAAAAACAUUAUCUAAUAUAUUUAUAUUUCGAUAUUUUUAUCAAACAUUUGUCAAACUUCAAUAAAGCUAAAAAUUUUAUAUUUCUUUCUUACUUUGAAUAACGUAACUACUUGGAUUAACUUGGAUUAUCAUAAUUUUUUAUUACAAACAAUAAAUGAAUAAAUAAAUGAAUGAAUGAAUGAAUAAAUGUUAUGUCUGUUCUUUUGUGCACCUUAACACUUUGAUAUCAUUGACCAUUCCAUAAAAGUUAUCAGUGUUUCUAAAAAAAAGGUCAAAAUCGUGUUCAAAGUUGGAGAACUAUCGUAAGAAGUGACAAACUUUUCUCUAGAUGUUUUUAGGCUUUUGGAUGACGCAAACGGCAUGACUUCAGUGUUACCGUUGUUAGUAUUGAGAUAAAGUUUGUUUAUUUUUGAGCGGUACAUUAAUUUACACAAAGUUAUUAUAUAAUAUAAAUAGUUUUGAAUUACAUCAAUUCCUGAUCUUUUAUUCCAUAAAAAGGAAGCGUGUUUUAUAUGACCUAUUGUACUAAAAGUAAACAAAAAAUUCGUCACACAAUAAUUUUGCAGUCACUUGAUUGAUCUGAAAACUAUGUUGUAUAAUCUAGUAACUCUUGCUUUUCUAGAAAUUCUAUAAGUCCUUUGUGUGGUGCUUCUUUAACAAGAAGAAUGAGUAGAAGUGUGGCGUUUUGUAGCAGAGAUUAAAAAAAUAUGAUGCAGCACAAACAACCUACGCUUCAAUAAAGUUUUCAAAUAAUCUUUCUUAUGCCAAAUGCAGUUAGUACUAUAACAAUCUUCGGAAAGAACAGAUGACAGCAGCUUGUGGAAUUGCUCUUAAGAUUUCCACCAAAAUUCACCACCAAAAUGAAACAGAAAGAUCAAAAUAAAGGAAACUGUGGUUCAUAUCUUGACCCAUUAGAACCAGGAGAAGAGAACUAAUUCUUAACUAUCGUAGAAAAGGAGGAAAGGAAAGAUGAGAUCUUUCUGGGAAGAUACGAUAGCUGUAGUAGUAUGAGGGAAAAGAGAAGAAGGGCAGGUAUAUGAUGUUUCCCUAAAAAGAACAAAAAAUACAGAACAAAACACUGCAUAGAAACAUAUUGAUGCCAUGCGAUGCACUCAUUGAUAACAACGAGUUACUUGUGACCUUAGUCCUAGAAACCUCGAUAGGAUAUACCUAAGCAACUUAAUAACGGCAUACGUAACAAGGCAGGGAUUGUGGAUGGGGGAGUUGAGGUGUCUGAUGAAUACGUCAGAAACUGGUUAACAAAAAAGACACUGAAAAAAGGAUUAAAAAAGUAAUCGAAAUUGGGUAAAGUGAAAGCAGAGGAGAGGCAAAAGGACACGACGAAGCAAAGAAGUAACACAAGAGGUCAAUAAAAUGAAGUGGGGAAGACUCAAGCGAAAUGACGUCAAAUGCUUCAACGUUACGGAACCAAAUGUAACCAGUACCUUUAAUUCAUUAGGAGCCGGUCGUCUACAUAGUGCCCUGUACGGUUUUGACGUUGAUGGUUCAAUGUCUUCCCUGAUGCUACUACUGUUAAUUAGAGGGGUUUUAGGAGAUCAGCUACAGUAAAUUGCAAUACUCGGCUAUGACGACAAACGAUUUAAUUUAUGGAGAAGCUAGUUCAUGACACAGUAAUAUUUUUCUAAUCCCUUUGUCCACACAUCUUCCUUUGUCUACGUACGAUACUUACAAACAAAAUAUUUUUAUAGUAAAAUCUUCAUCUUUUUUUGCUACCAAGAAUCAAGUAACGUGACCACCUUCUAUUGUUCUAAAACACUAGAGAACUUCGUCUAAUUUGCCCGUAAUCUCACUUUGAUUUCCUAUAACCGAACAUUGCGUUCAGAAAGAAGGUGUCAAGUUACGAUAACACUAAAAUAAAAUGACAAAAUUGACAAAAUCCAUUUCAAAUAAUAACUUAUUUUAACAACAAACAUUAAACAAAAGCUUUAAUCUCUUAUUUUGGCUGCAUAUAUUUUAACAAGGCUUUCUGCAAUUAAUUUGGUUUCCCAAGCCAGCUGCAUUUGAAGUACCUCCUUCCAUUAAGUCACACAACAUGAUUUCCAAGCUAUAUUGUAUGCUAAAUUUCAAGCUGCAACAGCUGUUGCCUUGAGUGAUCCUGGGCUAGCAAGAAGUUGAAUUAAUUAAAGUUAAUUUUGUCUUCUUCUGUAUAUAGCAUCAAUUAAUUGCAGUUAAAUUAACCUUCCUCUUUUAUCAAAUGUGCGCUAUCUCAUCAAUCCUUCAUUAAAUGUGGAUAACCCAAAUCAAUUGAGAACUACUCCACAAUUCACAUUUUAUUAAGAAAAACAGCGUCAGAAAAAAAAGAAUGUAUAUUUAUUUCCAUAUAAAUUUACAAUGGGAGGCACAUAAAUGCUUUAUUUUUCUUAAUCAGGCUGGAAGUUAAAGACAAGAUUUUAUUUAAGCUGUAGAUAACAGUUUUAAGUUAUUAGUUUGUAGACUGUAGCUAGGUAUCUAACUAUAUGUUUUGGCUAGCAACAAAAAUAUUAAUAGCUAAAUUAAGACUGAAAAGAUAGGCAACACCAUUUUUAAAAUUUUAGUAAAACAAAAAGGAUUUUUUUUUUUAAAUCAGCUAAGUAGCAAACUGUUUAAAGGUCGAGGAUUUACUGUAAAAUUAAUGUGGGGUAUAAUGUCACUUUUACAUUAGCAUGCGCUUAAAAACGUACACUCUAAAUGUUUUCUAACUAUGUUUAACAAGACCUCUUUAUAAAAACGUGAAUAGUACAAAAAUUAUUAUAAACAAAACAUAUUUUGAAUAUAUUCUUUAUUAGUCCUGACAAUGCAAGAUUAUAAUAAAUUAUUCCUCAAAUACUUUUUUUGUUAAAGAAACUAUGCAACGUGAUUAACCUUCGAAGCAAUACACAAUUAAAAAAAUGUAAAGCUUAUUAAGUAUUCUAAUGGGAAUAAACAGCUAUACAUAUCGGAGCUCGCUGUGAAACAAUAAGAUCUGUAAUAGAUUUUGCAACAGAAAAGCUGCUGAUAUACUAAUCUUGUGUACUACUGCUAGGUAAGGUUUUAUUUUAUUUGCCUUUUAUUUAUUUUUAUUAUUUUAAUUUACUCUUCGCAAUGUAACAUAUUAAUUGACGCGGUAUCUGAUCGAAAAGGAACAACUAGAUUAUAUGCUUUGUAGAGGCAACAGUUUUUUCAGCUCAGUCUCAGUGCUGUUGAUAAAAUUCUGUCGAUUCCACGUUAUGGCAUUGCUUAGUUGUUGCUUACAUUUAUAUUAGUACAUAAAGUGGCUACAUAAAGUGACUACAUAAAGUGAAAGUUCUGGAGAUAUAAUAGAGUGCUGUAACGUUCAUGGGAAGGGACGAAAAAAUUGGUUGAGAAAUAGAUUCAGAUUUUGUAGGGAUUUUUUUCAUCCUUUCAUCUGAGAUACAAAAACAUUCAAAAAAUUCUAGUUUCUGUAUGUCAUUGAUGAAAUUUCUAGUUGAGUUGCUUAUAAAGUGUUGUUUAUUGAUAAGAACUUAAUUUACAAGAUGCUUAAGCUGAAUUCCAUUAUGAAUUACAGUUUGAGUCUAGGAUUAUUAAGGAACAAUUAGUUUUAUAUUUCUUACUUAUAUACAUGUAUGUUUUAAAAAACGAUAACUUUAA
Messenger RNA from Hydractinia symbiolongicarpus, 7079 nucleotides. RefSeq names its product putative diacyglycerol O-acyltransferase Rv1760. Gene Ontology annotation, cellular component: plasma membrane. Lineage: Eukaryota; Metazoa; Cnidaria; Hydrozoa; Anthoathecata; Hydractiniidae. Bases 104 to 1585 code for a protein of 493 amino acids. Gene Ontology annotation, biological process: triglyceride biosynthetic process. Gene Ontology annotation, molecular function: diacylglycerol O-acyltransferase activity; long-chain-alcohol O-fatty-acyltransferase activity. The transcript is spliced from 3 exons. The record is from RefSeq and is a predicted model, not a curated record.